AUGUAUAUCCCAUUUCAGUGUCCUAGUGCACUGAUUUAUGCCCAGUGUCCCGAUAAGUGUCCUAGUGCUCUGAUAUAUGCUCAGUGUCCUAAUAAGUAUCCUAGUGCACUGAUAUAUGCCCAGUGUCCUGAUAAGUGUACUAUUGCACUGAUAUAUGCCCAGUGUCCUGAUAAGUGUACUAUUGCACUGAUAUAUGCCCAGUGUCCCGAUAAGUGUCCUAGUGCUCUGAUAUAUGCUCAGUGUUCUAAUAAGUAUCCUAGUGCACUGAUAUAUGCCCAGUGUCCUGAUAAGUGUACUAUUGCACUGAUAUAUGCCCAGUGUCCUGAUAAGUGUACUAUUGCACUGAUAUAUGCCCAGUGUCCUGAUAAGUGUACUAUUGCACUGAUAUAUGCCCAGUGUCCCGAUAAGUGUCCUAGUGCUCUGAUAUAUGCUCAGUGUCCUAAUAAGUAUCCUAGUGCACUGAUAUAUGCCCAGUGUCCUGAUAAGUGUACUAUUGCACUGAUAUAUGCCCAGUGUCCCGAUAAGUGUCCUAGUGCUCUGAUAUAUGCUCAGUGUCCUAAUAAGUAUCCUAGUGCACUGAUAUAUGCCCAGUGUCCUGAUAAGUGUACUAUUGCACUGAUAUAUGCCCAGUGUCCCGAUAAGUGUCCUAGUGCUCUGAUAUAUGCUCAGUGUCCUAAUAAGUAUCCUAGUGCACUGAUAUAUGCCCAGUGUCCUGAUAAGUGUACUAUUGCACUGAUAUAUGCCCAGUGUCCUGAUAAGUGUACUAUUGCACUGAUAUAUGCCCAGUGUCCUGAUAAGUGUCCUAGUGCUCUAAUAUAUGCCCAGUGUCCUGGUGUAUGUCCUAAGAGCUCUGAUAUAUGCCCAGUGUCCUGGUGUAUGUCCUAA
Molecule: messenger RNA, 885 nt
Organism: Homalodisca vitripennis (glassy-winged sharpshooter)
Lineage: Eukaryota; Metazoa; Arthropoda; Insecta; Hemiptera; Cicadellidae
Product: keratinocyte proline-rich protein-like
Exons: 1
Coding region: 1-885 (294 amino acids)
Source: RefSeq, a predicted model, not a curated record